CGUUCUUAGUACAGCGUAUGCAUGAACAUGGCGUUAAUAUCGUUGAUGUUGAUGGUACUAUGUUUGGUAGUUGUGUCUGAAACAACGGAGCCCUUAUGUUCUCCUUUCAACUACGAGGAGAAAUUGUUGGAAAAGAUGGUGAGAAUGGAAUUUAAAAUGGAGCAGGCGUUGAAGCGUAUUGAUGAUUUUGAAGGGCUCAUUCUCAGACAAAACCGCACAAUUCAAAGCGCAAUUGGUACUUUAAGAGAAAUUGAAGCAAGACUUGAUUCCAAACUAUCGAUAACCUCAAUUGGGGCAUCCUAUAUCCGGUGGGGUCGAUCAUCCUGUCCUCAUUCGAACAACAGUCUCGUGUAUCAUGGAUUUGCAGCGGGCACUGCAUAUUCCUCUAGCGGAGGGGCCGCUGACUAUCAAUGUAUACCGGCCGAGCCUGAAUUGGAAACUGUGGUCACAAGAGCUGCCUAUAUAAGCAACAUAUACGGUUCAGAGUACGAAACACACGGAGCAACAGCCUUGUCUUCAUUGGUUGAGCACGAAGUACCAUGCGCUGCUUGUUUCACAAACGCUACAACAACCAUAAUGAUUCCGGCGAGGAAAACGUGUUACAGCGGAUGGAAACUGGAGUACCGCGGUUUUCUGAUGACUGAGCGCGACAUUCAUGCUAACAACAAGCAAUACGUGUGUGUUGACAAGGAUGCUGAGUCAGCCCAGGGAAGUACUCCAGCAGAUACUAAUGGCGCUCUGUUCCACUUAGUAUUCCCGACGUGUGGAACAUUGAAAUGUCCUCCUUACAACAGCGCAUCUGCACUUGCUUGCGUUGUUUGUUCCAAAAUAUAGGCAUACAUGAUACCAAACAUGAUAAGAUAUAUGUUUAUCAUAGAAAAAGUAUUGAGUGAUAGCAUGGGCUUUUGUUAUAUGUAUAUUUUUACAAACAAUUAUCAUCCUUUCGGGCGUGUUGGAACGGUUGGAAACGUAAGUGGAAGUGUAUGCCUGUGAUCCGCACAAAAUGCCUUUUUCGCAAUUUAAUUAUUAAAAAAAAUAUAUUCACUAUGAUCGCACGAAUAAAAUACAUUUACAGUGAUUACAGCCGAUAUAAAUUUAUUAUGUUUUUCUAAAAUUAAAGAACGAAUCUUUUCUUAAGCCUGAGUAUUAUGCUGUCAUAGUUAUCCUAUAUUAUUUGUAUCCACGCUUUACACGCGAUUAUCCGUUUUAAUCUUAUAAAAUUCAAUACUUGCAUGUAUACAAUGUUCUCUUCAUUGUUGAUAAACACUAUUUUUAAUGUGUUUCAUUCAUAUGUAUUCAAUUUGAAUUCACUUACAGAACCAGUAUUGUUGUUGACGACUCAUAAUAAAGUAUAAUCAAUUUAAACGAUUACUAUUUGCAAAAAUAGUUUCGACAGUUGCAAAUGUUUUGAACAGAUAAAAACUAUUCGGACGAGUCGUUAAUAUGCAAACAAAUAAGGAAGAAAUAUAUAUAACAAAUACAAUUUUAUAUUAUAACAAUUAUGUUUGCACAUUUUGUGAAUUAAACAAGUUAUUUAGUUUAUAUAGUAAACAUAUAUAGGAAUCCGCAAUUUAAACAAUAUAACAUUACUGUUUGCAUUGUUCUUUUGUAAGUGAAUGCAUGUUUCAAUGUAAGUAAAGUAAUAUUUUAAGCGUAAAAUGCUUUGUUGGAAUGUGAAUUGAACAAAACUGAAAAUGCUAUACAAAUGUUAUACAGUUUUAUAUGUAUAUGGUCAAUGUUUAUUGCCUGACUAAUUGUGUAUUGUGCAAUUAUAUCUGA
This is a messenger RNA of Dreissena polymorpha, 1779 nucleotides long. RefSeq lists its product as uncharacterized. Lineage: Eukaryota; Metazoa; Mollusca; Bivalvia; Myida; Dreissenidae. The record is from RefSeq and is a predicted model, not a curated record. The coding region runs from base 22 to 834 and encodes 270 amino acids. The transcript is spliced from 2 exons.